Puntigrus tetrazona (Sumatra barb) is the source of this 2680-nucleotide messenger RNA. RefSeq names its product dual specificity phosphatase 8b (gene dusp8b). Gene Ontology annotation, molecular function: protein tyrosine/threonine phosphatase activity; MAP kinase tyrosine/serine/threonine phosphatase activity. The record is from RefSeq and is a predicted model, not a curated record. Bases 270 to 1826 code for a protein of 518 amino acids. Gene Ontology annotation, biological process: protein dephosphorylation; negative regulation of MAPK cascade. The transcript is spliced from 5 exons. Lineage: Eukaryota; Metazoa; Chordata; Actinopteri; Cypriniformes; Cyprinidae. Gene Ontology annotation, cellular component: cytoplasm.
UGAUGAGUCAGGAAUGUGGUCGCAUGCCUUACGCAUGAGCUAUUACUGAACACAGGCCCCGGUAGAGCUCGGCCAGCGCGCUCAUUCACAGACGGGGAGGGCGCGAGCGAGCGGAGAGGGAGGAGGCUCCACAAUAGAGAGGCAGGAGCGCGCCGAGCCCGAGUCAGAAGCGGAGAGACGCGCGCGAGGAAAGAGUGCCUUUUCAUCCCCAGAGGAGACGCCUCCACCUCUGAUCCGUGCCCAGGGCUCGUCUGUGGAUCGUCGCCUGGAUGCCCGUUGACCUGGUGAUCCCUCCCCGGCUGUGGACAGACAUGCACGAGAGCGAGAUGAGGCUGAAGAUGCGCGUGAGGCGCAUCAAGGAAGGGCGAGAUCUGAGAGGUGGCUUUGCAGCUUUCUCGUCCUGUUUUCCUGACCUGUGUGAGAGUAAACCCGCCACUCUUCUACCUCUCAGCCUGUCCCAGCCCUGUUUACCGGCGCCCAACAUCGGCCCCACCCGGAUCCUGCCCCACCUCUACUUGGGCUCCCAGAGAGACGUCCUCAAUAAGGAACUGAUGACUCAGAAUGGAAUCACCUACGUUCUAAAUGCCAGCAACACCUGCCCCAAACCUGACUUCAUCAGCGACAAGCACUUCAUGCGCAUUCCCGUCAACGACAGCUACUGCGAGAAGCUGCUCCCGUGGUUGGAAAAAACCAACGAGUUCAUUGACAAAGCCAAGGUGUCGAACUGCAGAGUCAUCGUCCAUUGCUUGGCUGGCAUAUCCCGCUCUGCAACCAUCGCCAUCGCCUACAUCAUGAAAACUAUGGGCCUGUCUUCAGAUGAUGCCUACAGGUUUGUAAAGGACCGUCGGCCAUCAAUAUCACCAAACUUCAACUUCUUAGGUCAGCUGCUGGAGUUCGAGAGAGGCUUGCAGAUGAAGAAGAGUCUACCCUGUGACCCUAUAAGGUUAGCCGGGAAUCCGACCGAAGAGGUGGCAGAGGUAGAGCGGACGCCGCAAGCAGCAGAGAUCACCUUAAAACCUCCAUCGCCUACCUCUCUGCAGAAAGACCUAAGCUCACUUCACCUGUCCACCGAACGAAUCCUUCAAAACAAACGACUCAAGUGCUCCUUCUCCCUGGACAUCAAGUCUGUGUACUCCUCGAACCAAAGCCAGCAAUCUUCUCCCAACUCCUCAUCGGACUCUGAAAGCGUACCCAAACUCUGCAGACUCAAGAACGGCAACGGAGUAUGCCAGUACACUUCAACGAUCAACCCUAAGGAGUCGCAGUGUACUAGCAAGUCCAGGACGAGCCAGAAAAGCGAGAGCUGGGAAAAUGGUGGCUUGGAGAGGUUAACUCUUUCCCUCAAUCUGAAGCAGGGCCCAAGACCGCAGGAUGCCAAUUGCGAGACCAACUUGAAGGCGCCGUCUUUCCUUAGCUUGCCGCUGGGUACAUCUGCUUCUUGGACCAUGCACAGAGGCUCGAAUGAAGCCACCACCCCAAUCACACCCACGGGAGACUGCCCUUGGUUCUUAGGCGCUAAUUUGGCACCGUCUGGAACAGGGAGCACCGUGCAUUUUGGCAGCGGUUCUUACAGUCGCAUUGGCCAAGCUGGCAACUCCAAGCCCAGGGACAAACCGCCGGAGCCGCUGGACUUUCAAAACAGUUGGCUCGAGGACGGGAAAGCAGUAGUGUGCAGUGUAUCGCAAGUGGACUCCAAGUACAAGCGCCGCAGCUGCCAGAUGGAGUUCGAAGAGGCUAUAAACACGACGCAAAGCAGCGAGGAAUUCGGGAAGCUGGGCAAGCAGUCCAGUUUCUCUGGUAGCAUGGAGGUCAUCGAGGUAUCCUGACAAAGAUGACAUGAAGGCAAUAACUCUAUUUAUUAAAGAGUUCUGUUGUUAAAGAGCUUUGCAUCUUGGAGGGACUCGUGCCUGAUGCCUUUUUCAAACUAGGGUUGAAAGGGUGUAGUUUAGGUAUACAAGGAUACGCUAAACACGCUGUCCUUUUGGUUUUUUUGCCAAAAGCCAAGUCUCUGGUAUGGUGCUGGACUACAAGUUUUUUCAAGGAGCUUAUAGACUGUGAUAUGCACUCACACCAAAGACCUCACAGAGUGACCUUUUCUGGCGUAUCAUCUCAAAAUGAAGGAGCGCGACGGAGGAUAUCGCUCUAGCAUGACCAUGCAAAGACGCUAAACACGAAAGAAUGAAACGAGUGUGUGUAUGCGUGUGUGUUUUGAUGCAAAUUAGGGCAGUCGCACUUAACGGUGACUUCUGAGGGAGAACUGUACGUAUGCCCGACUUUGAGAAGAUUGCUGUGCGACCUUUAUUUUUUUUUUUGUCAUUGCCCGACGUUCUAUUUAGCUGUAAAUUGAAUAAACGAGGGCAGUUGCAUUCAGUAACGUCACUAUUCAGUGUUAUAUAUUUUAUCAAGAGUGAAAAUAUGAAGUGUAUGUUCAAGCUGAGAUAUUCUCAGACCUACUACUGUGCACUGAGCAUGCUCAGAAUGGCUGGCUACCUACAGACAGACAAGCUGCAUCCAGCAGCACUAUGUACUACGCUGUAAAUCUAAACAUAUUUACAUAUACAGUAUGUGUAAAAAAUUUACUUCAAUUUAAAUGGUCUAUUUAAAGUUUCAUGCAUUGUUGCUUUAAUUUAUUGUAUUGGUUUCAUUCUGGCAAUGAGCAAUAAUAUAUUAUAUGAAAGCA